This is a messenger RNA of Racocetra persica, 533 nucleotides long. Lineage: Eukaryota; Fungi; Glomeromycota; Glomeromycetes; Diversisporales; Gigasporaceae. The record is from the annotation of a GenBank genome assembly.
CUUGCUACUCAUGAAAGAAUUAAACAUCGAAAUAACAAAAUUAUACCUCACCGCUAUUUACUUAUUCAACCUCCUAUUGAGCAAAUCACAUUUUAUCAAGAUGUAUUUAUAGUUCUUAUUAAAAAGCGUCUUGGUUUUAAUAGUCCUGUGCAAUGGAGGUAUUCUUGUCUAUUUCGGGGUGAGGCUGGUGAACAAAGACUAAAACAGUUAGUAAAUUAUGACUACUGUUGGUCACAAUCUGAAUUAAAAGAGAAUGGUCGUAUUUUUCAAUGUAGCACUGUCACUUGUAAAUUUGUAGCAGAUUCAAGAGAAUUCUCUGAAUGGUAUGAAUUAGAAUAUGGUACAAAUCACAUUACUUCACAGUCAUCAAAUCAUAUUACUUCACAAGAACCAAAUCAAACUACUUCGCAAGCAUCAAAUUAUACUACUCCACAAGAACCAAAACAAACUACUUCGCAAGCGUCAAAUCUACAUAAUAUUGAUUCACACAAGAAUUCCCAAAAUAAUAUGAAAUCAGCUCAAAGAAACUAUAG